Messenger RNA from Carcharodon carcharias (great white shark), 1588 nucleotides. RefSeq names its product myocilin (gene myoc). The transcript has 4 exons. The coding region runs from base 25 to 1434 and encodes 469 amino acids. Gene Ontology annotation, cellular component: Golgi apparatus. The record is from RefSeq and is a predicted model, not a curated record. Lineage: Eukaryota; Metazoa; Chordata; Chondrichthyes; Lamniformes; Lamnidae. Gene Ontology annotation, biological process: signal transduction; osteoblast differentiation.
GCUGCCCAGGGGAAAGCGGCCGCAAUGAUCUCUGCCACCCCUCUGCUCACUCUCGCCUUCCUCCUGGGAGCCUCUGGCCAGCUGUCGCCGACUUUCUCCCGCAGUUCGAGCCGGGACGGCCGGUGCAUUUACUCCUUCACCGUGGCCAGCCCGGAGGCGGCCGGCUGCUCGGAGCCCGGAGAGGCUCUGGCCGCUGUCCGGGAGCUGCAGAGGGAGCGGGCCAGCCAGCAGAGAGAGCUGGAGUCGCUGGGCGACCGGCUGCGCCGCCUAGAAGCGAGGUCCCAGCGGGAUUCGGGGGCCCAGAGCCCCCCCAGCCCGCCGGCCAAGCACCAGGAGCAGGUCAGGCGGCUGCAGCUGGAGAAGUUGGAGUUGCGGAGGUGGCUGGAGAGCGUGAAGCAGGAGAACGUUCAGCUCCGAGCCAAGCAGUGUCCCACCGUUCCAGACACUCCGCAGGACCCCCAGCAAGGGAAACAGGGUUUCUCCAGUUCACCAUCUCGACAGAAAACGCAGCCUGACCGAGGAGCGUCUAAUCGGAGCUUGGAAAAUCCUGGAUACCAAGAGCUGAAAUCGGAGAUCACAGAGAUCCCAGCUCCCAGACUGAAACAGCGGAACGAUUCUGGCCUCCUGACCACAACACAGCAGAUUUCAGGUUGUGGAAUGCUAGAGUGGGUAGGAGAUCCAGUUACAUUCCAAAAAGCAGACAACAUUGCAGGCAAGUACGGAGUUUGGAUGAAAGAUCCUGAGCCUGUGACACCUCACACCAGGGAGACAAUCUGGAGAAUCAACGCAGUUGGCACUGACAUUCGGGAGCUAUACGAGUACAGUGACCUAGAUCAGUUCAUGAGAGGCUAUCCCAACAAAGUUUAUUUGUUACUAGAACCAGUAGAAAGCACAGGGAGUGUCAUUUACAGAGGAUCCUUAUAUUACCAGAAACGCAGGUCAAGGACCUUGUUGAGAUAUGAAAUUAAAACAGGGGCCAUUUUAGUUCGAAAGGACUUGCCCAAUGCAGGCUUCCGAGGAGUCUACCCAUAUUCCUGGGGUGGCUAUACAGACAUAGAUUUUGCUGUAGAUGAGCUGGGGCUUUGGGUAACUUACAGCACCAAUCAAGCUCAAGGAGCCAUUGUGAUCUCCAAAUUGGAUCCAAACAGCCUGGAAAUACAGCAAACCUGGACGACGACUAUACGCAGAAGAUCAGUUGCUAAUACUUUCAUGAUCUGUGGGAUUCUCUAUACGCUGAACAGUUAUUCCAUUCGCAACGCCAUCAUCAAUUUUGCUUACAACACCAACACAAACAGCAGCAAGGUGCUGAACAUCCCAUUUGAGAACCGCUACCAAUACAACAGCAUGACUGAUUACAACCCAGCAGAGAAGAAAAUCCUGGCUUGGGACAAUUAUAACUUGGUCAUGUAUGACAUUAGGCUUUCCAAAAUAUGAAGGCCUUAAGAAUAUCUUUGAUUGUUAUUUUCUCUUAAAAAAAUGUAUGUAGUUAGUGGCUAGUUAUAGCACAGCAGUAAUUUGAGCACUAAUUCCAGAGCAGAGAAGACCACCAUCAUCAUUUAGGAGUGAAAUAAAUGUUAAAAUAAUUAAA